Molecule: messenger RNA, 2170 nt
Organism: Alosa alosa (allis shad)
Lineage: Eukaryota; Metazoa; Chordata; Actinopteri; Clupeiformes; Clupeidae
Product: tetratricopeptide repeat protein 16
Exons: 13
Coding region: 272-1993 (573 amino acids)
Molecular function (GO): protein binding
Source: RefSeq, a predicted model, not a curated record
AGAUAUUCCCCUUCCUGCAUAAGACCACGCCCCUUGACUGGAAUCCUAGAAGGCAAACUCGCUGAAUGACAUUUUGUGCAUUUGUCAGAUUUAUUUGAUCUGUGACAAUGCCUUUUUCAGUCGAAACUCUAGUGCAAGAUAAAUGGCUUUCCAACCAGGUUGUCUCCAUUUGUAGCCCAUAGAUUUUAGAGCGGAGCGGUUUCUACUUCAGAAACGACCAGGCUAUGUGACGCACAAGGAAACGUGAAUAAACUAACGUUAGUUUCUAAAAAUGGAUAAUGCUCUGCAGGGGAGCAAGUCAGAUUUUACCAAGUCAGAUGAUGGCUCCACUUCACUCACAACAUCAGACUCACAGCGCCAGAAAACACCAGAGUAUGUUUUCCCACGUAUUUUCGGGUCAAGCAAUAUCUUCAGAAUAACAGGAACAAAACCUGACCGACCUGACCUGCGUGGUGACCUCAUAAUAAAAAACAAGGUCAAAUCACUCUAUGACUCAGGGUUAGAAGCCAUGUCAAAGUCACUGUUUGAAACUGCAGUAAAUUGUUUCAACAAAGCCAUCAGUCUACAGCCAAACCAGAUUUGUUUGUAUAUGGACAUGGGAGAGGCCUAUCUCCAACUAUGUGAUUUCCAGUCAGCUAUCCAUACUUACAGGCAAGCUUACUAUCUAGACCCAGAGGACAAGAGUAUCGCUCACCGUCUUGCAUUCAUCUACUACCUACAGGGCCAGUGUCUCUAUGACAAUGGGAUGUUUGUAAAAGCGCUUGAGUCUUUCUCCAAAGCGGCUGAAAUGAAACCGAAUUUUAGGUCCUAUCAGUUUAGGAGCUUGGCAUGUCUGACCGCACUAGGACGAUACAGUGACAGUCUAAAGCUGGUCAGUAAGUGGCUGGAGGUGGAUGAGCCAACAGCAGAUCUCUUUGUUCUUAAAGCCCGUCUACAUCAGCAACUCAACCAGGUGUCGCUCUGCUACCACAGCCUGAAGUCAGCCCUCCAGCUGAACUCCACUUGUCCAGAGGCACGAGGGCUCAUGCAGCAGCUAAAGGAGUCUGGACAGUUGGUGCGGCAGCAUGCCGUGAAUAAGGCAUUGGAGGGGGACCUGCAAGACGCCCUGGUGAGGAUCAAUAACGCCAUACAGUACAGUCCAGAGGAAGCGUCAUACUACCUGUUCAGAGGGACCCUGCAACGCCGACUGAAAGACUUCACUGCUGCCAUAGAGGACCUUGUGCUGGCCAUCGAGCUGAGCGAGUCGGUGCGAGCGGACGCGCUGGGCGAGAGGCAGGAAGGAAGCGAGGAGCUGCGGGACGAGGCGCACGCCCAGCUCGUGCUGACCUACAAUGACUUUGCUGUGCACUGCUUCUCCCGCGGCUUCUACCAGGAGGCGGCCAUGCUGCUCAGUAGGGCCAUCGAGGACCAGAGGGAGGAGAGCGGCCUCUUCAUCAACAGAGGAGACUGCUUCUUUAAGCAGGGGGACUUGACUUUCGCUCUGGCCGACUACCAGCAGGCUGAGGAGCUGGACCCAUAUAAUGAAGCCAUUUGGGCUCGGCUGGCAGUCGUGCACAACACCUUCGGCCUCCAGCGCCAGAAGGACAGAAAGUAUCAGGAGGCGGCUAAGCAGUUCUCAUUAGCCGUUAAGUACAACCCAGGAGUCAGCCAGUACUACGAGAACCGUGCUAAAGCACAUUACAAAGGGCAGAAACUGGACCUGGCCAAGGACGAUGCUGUCUGUACCCGAAUCCUGGACCCCAAUAAUCAACAGGUGGAGCCUCUUCUUCUGAGUCUGUUCCCAGGAUGCUCUUUGUCCAACAUCCUGUCCAGUGAGAUGGCCCAGGCACUCCGCUCUCAGCUCACAGACAGCAUUAAUGCCUGUAAACAAGCAGUAACUCCUGUGUCAAGACUGACCGAUGAACUUGUCCAGUUGAAGGUUUUGGAUGAAACAGAUAACCAGUCAGAGGAGACUGUCAAUGACUCUGUAAAUGAAGAUAGUUCAGAUGCCUAGAGACUAUGACGAGUAGAUACACAUUACGGCGUAACAUUACAGAGCAACCAGACAGCUAAAUCCCUGAACACACACAUUAACUCUGAACACUACACACUGAUGCACCUUUGGAUUUGGUUUUCUUAGAUUCAGUGUUUGGACAUUAAAUACGUCUUUAUGGAAACCUGUAUUUCCUUA